Messenger RNA from Drechmeria coniospora, 2649 nucleotides. RefSeq names its product Fungal transcriptional regulatory protein. The transcript is spliced from 6 exons. Gene Ontology annotation, molecular function: DNA-binding transcription factor activity, RNA polymerase II-specific; zinc ion binding; transcription cis-regulatory region binding. Lineage: Eukaryota; Fungi; Ascomycota; Sordariomycetes; Hypocreales; Ophiocordycipitaceae. The record is from RefSeq and is a predicted model, not a curated record. Gene Ontology annotation, cellular component: nucleus. Gene Ontology annotation, biological process: positive regulation of transcription by RNA polymerase II. Bases 1 to 2649 code for a protein of 882 amino acids.
AUGGCAGAAACGCACAGCGUGGCGUCCGAGGCCAAUGCGAAUCCGUCAGAGCGAGCCGCUGCCCAGCGAGCCGAGGCCGAACAGGACGAUCCCAAGGGAAAGAAGGCUGUCGGAAAGAAGAGGACCAAGACCGGAUGCAUGACCUGCCGUAAGCGGCGCAUCAAGUGUGAUGAAAACAAGCCGAGGUGCAAAAACUGCAUCAAAUCCAAGCGAGAGUGCAAAGGCUACGACCGGAGUCUGGAUCCGUUGGGGGCACAGCAGAGCCAUUUUGCCACGCCCCUCUACGCCGCCGGCAGUCCAUACCUGAGCAAUCUCAUGGCCUCGCACAACGCCAGGGCGCCUGCUCCGAUCAACCUGCAAGCCAUCGCACCGAAGCCACCGCCGUCCUUCGAUUUCAACCAAUCUACACUGCGACCACUGCAUCCGCAAUACGCAGAACACGGCUCGCAAGACAUCGGCUACGAUCAAACAUCCCCCGAGGUGUAUGCGUCCAUGCGAAACCCGCUGUACGCCACUAGCUUCUCUGCUGCUGCUUCUUCCAUGCAUGACAGCUGCAGCGCGAGACAGCUAUACCAUGACGCUCGUCAGCAGUUCGAUGUAGGGGGCAUCACGCCGAGCUUGAGCUGUAUUCAGUCGACGAGCGCCACGGGAUUGGGCCAGCCCUUGACAGGCAUGUUUCAUUACUGCUCGGGGAGUGAUGCCGACAUCUCAACUGAGGAUGUUUACAUGGCCGAGUCAGAAAACAAGCAGCCAACGUCAGCCUCGGUGCUGGUUUCUGGACCUUUCGUGCCUCCCGCAUCCCAGCCAGAGCAUGUGACGGCAGUCAGAACAUUUUCCACAUUCGCGAAACUCGCUCCCUUUGAAUAUAUGGAGUACGCAUCCAACUCCGAACUGCGGAAUCAAACAACGCAUGCCAUCUUUACGCAUUUCAUCAACAUCACGGGACCUUCCAUGUCGUUGUACGAGAGGGAUUCUAGUCCUUCGCAGGAGCCAGACCAGCGCGGAGGGAAUGCGGAACCGGGCCACAAUUUGUUCAGCUAUACCAUUCCCUCGCUCGCCUUGAAUCAUAAAGGCCUGUUCCACGCCGUCAUGGCCACUGCAAAUCUUCAAAUUGCCAACCUGCAGGAUACGUCCGAGGUGGAGGCCUUGAAGCACGACCAUUGGUCGCUCAACCAAAUUACCAAGAGCGAGAGAUCGCUUCAGAGCGGAACAGACGUCGCCACCUUGGCAGCCUCGCUUUUGCUUGCAUACUUUCGAGUAUGGAUGUCGGAUCAUUCCAAAUGGUACGAUCGUCUUCGCGUCGCCAGAAAGCUCUUCGGCCAAAUCGCCCUGAGGGACAUGUCUCGAGUCUACCUGCGGGCAAAGCGGGAGGCCUCGUUUUCGGCUGGUGUAAAUCACCUCUGCGAGUUUGACUACGACCUUCUGAGUAGCAUCACCGGGACGCGAGUCUGCGCGGAACACUACAAUCUCGAAGAGGGCGAGCCGUCGGACUUGCGAUAUCGCAGCGCGUCCAACACCAACAUCAAGCAGUAUGAUAUUCUUCGAGACCUGUUUUGGUGGUACGCCAAGAUGGACGUAUAUCAGAGCAUUUUGGGAGCAACGAAACUCUGCAUGGGAUAUGAAGCCUGGACGCAGUGUCCGCCGAGGGCUCCCGUGUCCAAAUUCAAUGCCAUAUAUGGUACCUACGACCAUCUUAUUCUCCUGCUUGGCCGUCUCGCAAGCUUUACCCACAGAGACUUUGUUCGAAAGCGGAAAGCAACGACCCAGAGCGCUCCUUGCUCUGACGCAUUCCUGCAUCGAGCUACGGAAUCGAGGCCGACAGAUGGCUACUUUCCAAUGACAUCCAGCCCUCCGAUGGGCCGUUCCCCACCAACGGAUGCAAAUGAUGACCUCGGUGCUCUUCAUACCGAAGAGGCGGCAACACUGGAGUGGGAAAGUAUACGGAAAGCCUUUGCAGCGUUGGGAAAGCGUCUUGACACCACGCACUUCAAGCCUCUCAACGGCGAGUAUGCCGACUCCAAAAAGACGCCAUUUGGGCCAGCGGUACAAUACCGCACGUACUCCAUCGCAGGCAUCUGGAUGAACUACCACAUGGGCCUCAUCAAGCUCUAUCGGAGCCAUCCUAUGAUGCCUCUAGCAGGGAUGCAGGCCACCAGGAUGGCCGCACAGUAUACUGAGCGUCACGCGAUGCGGAUAGGGUCCAUUGCUGCUGGAUUGGCAGAUGACACUCAAAACCCCGACAAUAGCACCACGCACGCCGCGGCAUUGAUCGAAAGCUGCUUUCCUCUAUUUGUGGCAGCGAUGCAGGUCCAAACGAGUGAUCAGCAGUUGUGGAUCCUACGGUGGAUGUAUAACAUUUCGGUGCGAACCGGAUGGCAUUCGGCGAAGGGUAUCACCCUCGGCUGCGAUGCCGGAUUCUCCAAAGCGUACCAGCUUGGCUACGGACCCGAGUACAACCGGCCGGCAUUUCUCGACCAGCCUCCUUCGUCCUCGUGGAUGCUUCCCCGGCGUUUGGACCAUCGGCUCUCGGAGAGUUUUGUCAAGGAGGAGUCGCGUGCUGUCCCGAGAUCGGAGCAGACGAGCCUCGCCUUUGGGCUCUUGGGGGUAGAGGGCGACCUUGACCGCCUUCACCUGGAGGAAGAUGACUGA